AUGGCAACAUCUUCUAGCUUUACAGACGACUCGGAAGCAMAGUUAACUUGUGCUAUUUGUAAAGGUAUCUUUAUCGACCCAAGGACACUACCGUGUGGGCAUACUUUCUGCUUUAAAUGCAUCAAAGCAUGGRACGAGACUUGCCAAAAAGAAAAGAAGACACUGACAUGCCCAACUUGUCGAGCAGCAGUCAACAUCGAAGGUGACAUCUCGAAGCGUCCUUCUUCGUUUACCGCGGACCAAGUCAAAAAGAGCAAGAAUGACGAAGAGAGCCAACAGCAGCAAUUUAUACCCUUGAAGAUCAUUGAUGUUGAAGAGAGGAUGUACAAUCCUAUUGCACUUGAUGUAAGUGACAAUGGCGAURUUGCUGUGGUUAAUCAUUCCCUUUAUACAAAUGAUUUCCGUGUUGUGUUGUACAAUGCUGAUGGAAAGCAUUUGCGAGACAUUGGUGGUGCAGGAUUACGAGAUGGUCAGCUGAGUCAUCCAACUGCAAUAAUCUUCAAUGAGGACAAAGUAGUCAUCACCGAUUCGGGGUCUGAAGGAGUUGUAUUGAGUUAUUCAUUAUUCCCAGUCAAUUUUAACCGUUAUUCAUUAUUCAAUAUUUACUGUCAGACAUCGACACCGAUAAUCAAGGUCAUUGUGGCGGUAUCAAGUUAUUUGACAUCGAUGGUACCUACAAAAGAACUCUUAGCAAACUACCUAAAGGAAUGA
Molecule: messenger RNA, 711 nt
Organism: Exaiptasia diaphana
Lineage: Eukaryota; Metazoa; Cnidaria; Anthozoa; Actiniaria; Aiptasiidae
Exons: 2
Coding region: 1-711 (236 amino acids)
Source: RefSeq, a predicted model, not a curated record